UACCCUUCCUCCUUCCUUCCCUUCACUUGCCUUCUGCCCUUCAACCCUUUCACAUUCCUUUCCGUGUGUAAAAUAAUAAACUCAUAAAAACUCGAAAUUUUAAGUUUAAACUUUCAAGAAACAUACAUUUUGUACAUAAUAAAAUUCCAACUGCAAAAAAUAUCGGAAUUUUUAAAUUCAAAUUAACAAAACAUUUACUUUAAGUUAAAACCCGUUGUGUUAUAAAAAUGUCCGCCUACCCCGACACUCCUCUUCUUCCUCCUCCCCCUCCCCCGAAAAAGGGGGACGACCACUUUUUCCUCAAAUUUGCCAAAUUCAACUUAACCGCCGUCAUCGUUGCAAUAAUCGUGUUUCGCAUUCUUCCUUAUCUGAACCGGGCAGAAAUUCAGAGUGAUGGCAGCACGUGGUAUGCGACACGUUGGCACGCAUAUGCCGCGAGUUCCUCGCCCCCAACGGGAAAUUCGGCCACCAACGUGACAAUCAGGGUUGAUCGCGUAACAACAAAGUUGUUCGGGAGCGAUUUGGCCCUGAACUUCGACCUCGUGCAGGAAUGGGAAGAUAAGAGACUGGCCGUCGUACAGGAGGACGGGAUUCGAACGAAAAGUGCCGACAUAACAACGAAGAACGUGGAAUCGAUUGUGAAUCAAAGACAUGGGAAAUUUACCCCAAUCUGGAAACCAUCCCUGGCCACGGUGCCUCCCCACGUGGCGGAUAAAAGUAACGAAACAACCUGGCUCCGGCAAGAUGGCGGGGUGAUGCGAACUCAAUCCAUCAACAUCGUCGCGGCUCCGGCCCCGGGUUCCGGUCCCUUCAACGAAACUGACUCUGUACACUACGUCGUGAAGAUCUAUUCCACCCGGGAAUUUCAAAGUAGGGUCGCGUUACAGUGGAACAUUUCCGAACCGUUCCGUUUCAUCUCACCCAACCCAGAAAAUUUAACGUAUUCAAAUCCUUGGCGGGUCGAUAUUACGACGGGGCAAUGUGACAUGCAUGUCAACUGGGGUGAUUUUCUCUUAACUAAGUUAAGCUGCCUGGAGAUGGGGUUUAAAUUGCGCAGGGUACAAAAACCGGAGGUCAAAAUCCCUGACAAUUUGAAUACCAAUAGUACCGUCCUAGAACUUUUGUUCGCAGCUUAUGGCACAAUAUUGUGUAUAAUUUCGUUCCAUGUGUAUCGUGUUUACUCGCGGGCGGAAUUUUUACCUUGAGUUUGUUAAGCUAUGUUUGUCAAAAUUUUAUUUGUGCAGGAUUUUAGUUUUUAACAAAAUUUCGAAGUUUUUUAUAACCGCAUUUCUUCCAGCUCAUAUUUCCUCUUGUCUAGAUUUUUUGUCCACAAUGUUUUUUACCA
Messenger RNA from Folsomia candida, 1345 nucleotides. RefSeq lists its product as uncharacterized. Gene Ontology annotation, molecular function: extracellular ligand-gated monoatomic ion channel activity. Bases 228 to 1205 code for a protein of 325 amino acids. Gene Ontology annotation, biological process: monoatomic ion transport. Gene Ontology annotation, cellular component: membrane. The transcript is spliced from 3 exons. Lineage: Eukaryota; Metazoa; Arthropoda; Collembola; Entomobryomorpha; Isotomidae. The record is from RefSeq and is a predicted model, not a curated record.